AUGACAUCUAAACUUUUAUUCCUCUCCUUCAUUCUCCUCCUUUUGGGAAGUCUCCCAUCAAUGACAGAAAGUUAUGGUCGUCGAGAGAAGAUAUGUGGGAUAUCUUCUUUAAUUAGUGAAGAACUGUUUAAGACACUAUUUUUGCAUAAGGAUGAUAGUGCAUGUCCCGCGAAUGGAUUCUAUAGUUACCAGGCUUUUAUUGAAGCAACGAAGAGGUUUCCUAAAUUUGGGACGACGGGUUGUUUGGCCACAAGGAAGAGGGAGAUAGCGGCGUUUUUGGCUCAGAUUUCGCAUGAGACGACGGGCGGAUGGGCGACUGCUCCGGAUGGACCUUUUGCUUGGGGGUUGUGCUUCAAAGAGGAAAUCAGUCCACAAAGUAACUAUUGUGAUGAUAGUGUUAAGCAGUGGCCUUGCUAUCCAGGAAAGUCCUACAAAGGAAGAGGACCUAUUCAAUUGUCAUGGAAUUUCAACUACGGGCCGGCGGGGAAGGCUUUAGGAUUCGACGGACUGAAGAACCCAGAGAGAGUGGCGGAGGACCCAACGACGGCCUUCAAGACCGCACUGUGGUUCUGGAUGACAGAGCAGAAGCCAAAGCCAUCGUGCCACGACGUCAUGGUCGGGCAAUACGUUCCCACAAAGGCUGAUAUAGAAGCAAAUCGAACUGCAGGAUAUGGACUGGUCACCAACAUCAUCAAUGGCGGACUCGAGUGUGGGAUUGCAAAUGAUGCUCGAGUCAAUGACCGCAUUGGUUACUUCCAAAGAUAUGCUAAGCUCUUCAAUGUUGAUACUGGUCCCAACUUGGAUUGCCAGAAUCAGAAACACUUUUAGUUUCACUUUCAUUUUCACUUGUUUGUUUAUCGAUUGCCCUUUUUUGUCUUUGUAUUGAAAAAAUGGAGCAUGUAUUGUCCAUGGUUACACACAUUUAACACAAUAAUACAAUGAUACACAAUUUGGAUUUCA
Cucumis melo (muskmelon) is the source of this 960-nucleotide messenger RNA. Its product is annotated as chitinase 10. Lineage: Eukaryota; Viridiplantae; Streptophyta; Magnoliopsida; Cucurbitales; Cucurbitaceae. The transcript is spliced from 2 exons. The record is from RefSeq and is a predicted model, not a curated record. Gene Ontology annotation, biological process: chitin catabolic process; carbohydrate metabolic process; cell wall macromolecule catabolic process. Gene Ontology annotation, molecular function: chitinase activity. Bases 1 to 828 code for a protein of 275 amino acids.